AAAGUGAAUAAGUGAUUAAAGAUUAACUGUAAAAACAUAAAUUGUAUAUAUUUUUGUAUCCCUGUAUCCCGGGGCCGGUGGUUGGCUAGGCUGGAAAACAGCUGAUCCUGUAUCCGCAAAUCAGAGUUCAAAUCUGCAAACACAAAGAAAAUUCGCAAACUACAUUUCAACGAAUUAAAACAGAAAUUACUAAAAAAUUUGAUCAGAUUUUAGUUAAACAAUGAUUGAGGUUCCCUUACCGGAUAUGCUGGGGUACAGUUCUAAGCACAGUAAAAAGAGUUCACAAUGCCCGCAUUGUGGUCGAGAAUUUACCAAUCUUAAACAUCAUAUUAAUCAACAACAUUCACAGGUGAAGAAUUACGAGUGUGGAGACUGUGGUUACAGUUGUUAUCUGAAAACUGAUCUGGAGCGCCAUAUUCUCAAUGUUCAUGACAAGCAAAGAUCUCCCUGUCCUAUCUGUGGUAAAUCCUACAGUGAUCUUAGACAGCAUAUUCGACUAGUUCAUGAAGGACAUAAGCUGCAGUGUCCUGAAUGUAACAAGAAAUAUACAAACCUAAGCCAGCAUAUAUCAAAGGUUCACAAGAAGAGUAGAAAUCUAAUGUGUGAGAAGUGUGGCAAUGUAUUCUCCUCCCCGGCACAGCUAAAGAAACAUGAAAAAGAUCAACAUUAAAAUAAAAUAUAUGAUUUUCAAAAAAAUAUUUUACAAUUUU
Molecule: messenger RNA, 710 nt
Organism: Eurytemora carolleeae
Lineage: Eukaryota; Metazoa; Arthropoda; Copepoda; Calanoida; Temoridae
Product: zinc finger protein 711
Exons: 7
Coding region: 221-670 (149 amino acids)
Cellular component (GO): nucleus
Source: RefSeq, a predicted model, not a curated record